Messenger RNA from Capsicum annuum, 1960 nucleotides. Its product is annotated as apyrase 2. The record is from RefSeq and is a predicted model, not a curated record. The coding region runs from base 250 to 1677 and encodes 475 amino acids. Gene Ontology annotation, molecular function: nucleoside diphosphate phosphatase activity. NCBI's taxonomy places the organism in Eukaryota, Viridiplantae, Streptophyta, Magnoliopsida, Solanales, Solanaceae. Gene Ontology annotation, biological process: nucleoside diphosphate catabolic process. Gene Ontology annotation, cellular component: membrane. The transcript is spliced from 9 exons.
AGUAAUUAAAUUACUAGCACGUCCGGUUUAACCACCUAUUAUAAUUUCUCUUAGACUAUCAACCAUUACCUUCUCUCCUUCCCGGUUAAAUUUCCCAUUUGCUUUAUUAUCCUGUACUGUCGGAUCGAGCAAUUCGAGCUGGAGACCCAGGAGACUCCGGCGCCGGGAAACGGCAAGAUCCGAUACCGAUCACCCUCGGCAGCUGAGCUUUUAGAGUCACAGCUCGACAACGAUAAUAAUUCACUCCAAAUGGACAAAUCAUCUUUAAAGAGGAAUAACAACAGACUUUUUUACACUGAAUCUUUUUACGAUAAGAUCCGGAGAUAUAAAGGUGUUAUACUUGUGAUCUGUGUUCCGUUGCUUCUAGUUUCUCUCGUGCUCUAUGCAAUGCCGACGACGAGGACCAGUUAUGAUUCGGUUGAAUCUCUUAACCGGAAGUUCUCGCCCAGUGUUGGAGGAGGAUCGUUGAGGUAUGCGGUUAUUUUUGAUGCUGGAAGUUCUGGGAGUAGAGUUCACGUCUUCUGUUUUGAUGACAAGUUGGAUCUCGUUCCCAUUGGCAACGAGCUCGAACUUUUCGCUCAGAAUAAACCAGGUUUGAGUGCAUUUGCUAGUGAUCCUGAGGCUGCUGCUGCUUCUCUUCUACCACUUCUAAAGGAUGCAGAGAAUGUAGUUCCACGCAAUUUGCGCAGUAAUACACCAGUGAGAGUUGGGGCCACUGCAGGUUUGAGGCAGUUGGAAGGUGAUGCAUCUGACAGGAUUCUUCAAGCGGUGAGGGAUUUUCUGAAGAGCAAAAGCAGCUUCAAUGCAAAAGCGGAUGCGGUCACUGUUCUUGAUGGAAAUCAGGAGGGUGCUUACCAGUGGGUAACCAUUAAUUAUUUAUUAGGCAAAUUGGGAAAGAAAUAUUCUGAUACAGUUGGAGUGGUUGAUCUUGGAGGUGGAUCUGUGCAGAUGGCGUAUGCCAUCUCAGAGUCAGAUGCCCAAAAGGCUCCAAAGGUAUCAGAUGGAGAGGAUACAUACGUCCAGCAAAUGUAUUUGAAGGGGACAAAAUACUACCUUUACGUCCACAGCUAUUUACACUAUGGCUUACUAGCAGCUCGAGCUGAGAUCUUGAAGGUGACCGGUGAAUCUGGAAAUCCUUGCAUCUUGGGAGGCUAUCAUGGGUCAUACAAAUAUGCAGGAGCAGAACACCCAGCAUCGGCUCUGCCUCAAGGUUCAAGCAUGAGUAGUUGUAGGGACGUAACAGUAAAGGCUCUGAAAAUUAAUGAACCAGCAUGUACUCACAUGAAAUGCACCUUUGGUGGCGUGUGGAAUGGUGGAGGCGGAGAUGGCCAGAAAAACAUGUUUGUUGCUUCAUUCUUCUUUGACAGAGCUGCUGAGGUUGGUAUUAUUAAUCCAAGUUUAGCUGUUGCAAAAGUUCACCCAGCUGACUACGAAAGUGCAGCUAAGCAUGCUUGUGGAACCGGACUAGAGCGUGCCAAAUCUGAAUUUCCUCAUGUACAGACCGACAACUUGCCAUACCUAUGCAUGGAUCUCGUUUAUCAGUACACUCUACUUGUAGAUGGCUUCGGACUUGACCCUCAGCAAGAAAUCACAUUGGUGAAAAAAGUCGAAUACAAGAAUUCCCUUGUUGAAGCCGCAUGGCCAUUAGGCAGUGCCAUUGAAGUUGCAUCAUACUGAGUUAGCUUAACUGGGAAAUCGACACGAUCCGUUCGUGCAAUUUUGGGUUUUAAUAGCUUAUGAUUUUCAACUAUAUAUUUUUGACCUGCAGCUAUGGAUAAGCCUAUUGAGCUUAAUGUUCUGGAACAGAAAGAUGCUACUUGGGUGCCAAAGUCCAAGCUGGUUGAUAAUUCUUUGUGUUUCCCUUUCAUUAAAGGGAAUUAACAAUAGUGAUAAAUCUGUUUGUAAUCAUGUAUUAUGAGAAUUAUGCACCAUAUAAGUGAGAUCAUUUUUUGGGUUCCCA